UUGUUCGCCACCUUGCGGUGAUGAUAGGAGCCUCUAGGAAGUUUUGAUGCUAUUCAACGUGUGAAGCCUAAUUUCUGAUUUCACAGAAAAAUAUACGCUGAAUGGAUUAUUAUAAUAAACCCCCUUAAAGAUUCUUAAAGGGGACAGCAACGGUCAGCUGCAUAUUUGUGACUGGAUAUUGCAACUAGAAAAAAAAAAGUAUUACGGUAGUUAAUGUUUCCGAACACGACGAACAGAGCAACUGGUCGCCCGCCUGCAAAGCUUGUAGGAGGUCAGGAGUUUUCAGGAAAGUGCGGGGAUUAAGCGAGGCCUUGUUUUUUAAGUGAAAGUCAUGUCAGAGGACCCACAAAGAAACUUCCGUUCUGCUUAUUAUGAAAAGGUGGGAUUUCGUGGUGUGGAGGAAAAGAAGUCCCUGGAAAUUCUAUUGAAAGAUGACCGACUGGAUGUGGAAAAGCUUUGCACUUUCAGCCAGAGGUUUCCUCUUCCCUCCAUGUACCGCAUCUUUGUGUGGAAGGUCCUGCUCGGGAUCCUGCCCCCCCACGGAGACUCGCACGCCCUGGUGAUGAGUUACCGGAAGCAGCAGUACGAGGACGUGCUGCAGGCCCUGCAGGUCAUGCGCUUUGUGCAGAGCUCCACGCCGCAGGUGGAGGUGUAUCUCCACAUGCACCAGCUGGAGUCCCUGGCACUGCCACGCCGCACAGAGGUCACGCCACUGGAGCCAGAAGCGGAAGACUUCCUUGCAAUAGCCAGAGCCAUGGCGAAGAUUGUGGAGAGCAGUGUUGAUUGUUACUGGCUCAUCAAAUGCUUUGUUAAUCAAUACAGCAACAAGUAUGGAGAUUCCGUACCUCACCUGCCAAAGAGCCUUGAGCACUUCUUAAGCCUUGAGGACAGCAGACUCCUGAAUCACCUCCGGACCUGUAAUGCAAUGAGCAAACUUCCCUAUAAUCUCUGGUUCAGAAGAUGUUUUGCAGGAUGCCUGCCUGAGUCCAGCUUGCAAAGGGUGUGGGACAAAAUAAUAAGUGGUUCCUGCAAAAUUCUUGUUUUUGUUGCUGUGGAGAUAUUACUGGGCUAUAAAAUCAUGCUUAUGGGAAUGAAUAAGCCUGAAGACAUCACCCAGUUUUUGGAAAAUAUGCCCCAAGAAAACACAGAUGCCAUCGUCACCAAGGCCAUUGAUCUGUGGCACAAACACUGUGGGACUCCUAUGCACUCCGUGUAGCCCUCUGCACUGAAGGCAGGAGGAUGUGGGACCACACUGCUGUGUGCACAGACAUCAAUCGCAGACGGAAGAAGGGUUUGGUCAAGCAGCGCCUGUGGACCUACAGCAGCUAUUUACAGUUCAGAACCAUACUGUCUAGAUGCCUUAUACCUGUAGGAAUGAGCUUUUUCUUGCAGCAGGCCAGGAGCAUGAUGCUUGAAACGUACUGUAUACCGUUUAUCUUCGGGCUAUGAGAGCAGGGGCUUGGUUUCAGCUGUAAAUAAAUAUAAUGUGUCAUAAAUUGUUUCCUCCCCCUUUUUUGUUCUUGCUUUUUUCCCCCUCCCCCCCCCCACUUACCUGCUUUCCCAGGGUUUUACAUAAAGCGUCAUGGAGGACAGUAACUUUGCAGCUACAGUGAAGGGGUCUCUCAUGAAAUGUUCCUGGAAGCUCAAACAGAGCUUGGAUAUAACCCUUUCUUAAGAGGAAGACCCUUUCCUCAAUGUUACCUUCUCUCUGUGCGUGUUGGCAGUAAGAGUGUGUUAUUGAGUCUGUCUCGGUAAAACCUAAGAUAUUCCUCCAGUCUCUUUUCGGGUUCUGGGUAUUACUACUGUGUUAAAAGUCAGUCUCAGUCAUAUACUGCUUAAUAAUGUUUGUCGUUGGGAGUGGGUCACUUCUAGACCUCAUCUUGUGAAGCUCAGUGAUGCUUCAAAUCGCUGUCUCUCUAUAACCUGUGCUAGGUUCUCGGGUCAUUCAAGCAGGUUUUCCUUUCCAAUUUGCCUGUACUUUGCCAAUUUUCCUCGGUCCUUACACAAGAAGGGGACCCAUAAUGCGGCUCACUCCCUGCCUGAAGGGUGCUCUGUUGUGUUUGCGCCAAGAAUAACACUUUGCGUCCAGACCAGAAAGCUCAAUGUUUGUGUAUGUGUCAUCAGACCAAAACAUCAUCUUCCACCUUGGCAGGGUUGUCAAUUGUAUGAACAAUGACUCCAGUCUCGGACAUACAGUCUGUACCAGCACCUGUACAUAUACUUACAAACGUUUCAAAGUCUCUCUUGGCUUCACUGUGGCAGCCCGAACCAGUUUCCUGCUGCUCAGUUUAGCCUCAUCUAGAAGGUGUCUAUGUGGUAAGAUGCACAUUUCACUUCUUAAAGUUUACAAAACUGAAAGGAUCAUUUCCCUGUGCUUAAAGGGAUAAAUGAUCUAUUUUUGAUCUGUGCCUUGCUGCCAGUUCAUCCUUUGUUUUGAAAGUACCUUGAUCUCCAUGGUUGAUAAGUCAGCCAUCUUGGUGACCCAUAAUGUUAGUGUCAGAUAGGAAAGAAUGUCAACGGUGGAAAUGUAAAAUUAAGACCAGAGAGCAAUAGUUUUAAAUAAGGUUUCUUUAUAAGAAACUGCAUACAUCAUUAAAGACAAACAAUAAGUUAAACAAUUACAUGCAGUUUCAGUCUGUACAAAAAAAGUUAUAACAUAUUUAGAGACCCAGUUAAUUUGUUAUUUACAGAUUUCAUACACCCAUAGGUUUUCUUUUUUUGUCUUAAAUUACAAUACUGGAAGAAUACAGGGAGACGGUCACAGCAUUCACUCCUAUACGAAGACAAACUGUACAAACAACAUUUCAGAGAUGGACUUUUCUCCUGUUGGACAAACACAUGAGAACAUAGACUGGGUUUUGUUUUUGUAAACCUUAAUCUGUAUAAAGCAUUCAUGUGUGUUACUUCUAGUUUGUUAUAUUACUACAGAGCCAUUUAUUAUCGGAGUCUGAAAAGAAUUUUGAAUGGAGAAAUAAUGCCUUUUUUUUGGCGAUUCCAGGGAUUAUAAAAUAGCCAUUUGUUUAAAGAAUUGAAAACCAUCUUGCAGUGCUCCAAGUUAAAUUAUGCAUGGUAGUAAGAGUUCAAACUAGGGUCUUUGUGAAUACCAAAUUAAAUGUUCUGGAAAUUCCA
Molecule: messenger RNA, 3129 nt
Organism: Lepisosteus oculatus (spotted gar)
Lineage: Eukaryota; Metazoa; Chordata; Actinopteri; Semionotiformes; Lepisosteidae
Gene: tbc1d7
Product: TBC1 domain family, member 7
Biological process (GO): activation of GTPase activity; negative regulation of TOR signaling
Molecular function (GO): GTPase activator activity
Source: RefSeq, a predicted model, not a curated record